Molecule: messenger RNA, 183 nt
Organism: Hepatospora eriocheir
Lineage: Eukaryota; Fungi; Microsporidia; Hepatosporidae
Source: the annotation of a GenBank genome assembly
AUGAGAAAUAGAAGGGGGACUACAUUGGAAUUAUUGCAAAGUCAUUUCUCUUUCUUCUGUUUCUGCUAUAGAUAUAAGGAGGCUGACCCUUUUUUUAUUUUUAUGAAAUCACUAACUAUGUUUAAUAAUUCAAUUUUUAGACAAUCUGAAGAUGAGGAUGAUAAUAGUGAAAUUAAUAAAUAA